CAAAUGCCGCCCCACCAGGUGGGAUGGGGGGCAGGAUGGUAGAAGUCCGCACGGAAACCAAAAAUCCAAUAAGGCCAACUCUGUGUGUGUGUGAGAGAGUUGUGGGCUCCUGGCCUUGCGUGGCCCGCGAUGUCUUCGGGUCAGGAGUUCAGUUCGCAUUCGUCAACCGUUGCUUCAAGUUUAAAUGAACGAUGGCCAAGCUGAAUCCGAUGCAGCUCUCCAAUCCUCGGGCGAAUGUAUUUCUACUGGUCAACCUUGGCUGUGAGAUGCUCUACGUGAUUGACCAGCGGUUGAAGGCGCAGAACAUUGCUGAGGAUAAGUCGGUGCAGGUCAUCCACGACAUAACCACCGUGAUGUUAGAGCCCAAGUUUAUCGACUCCCUGCUCAAUGGAUCCAAGCACACCAACGCCCAGCUCCUGACCGCCGAGCACUGCAAAUUCAUGCUGAAUGACAUCGCCACCUGCUCCCUGAUGCGACUGGACGAGCAGUCGAUGGCCAAGCUGUGGAAUCUCAUGACCAUGGUCUACAAAUGGCAGCUGUUUGUGUCCCGGCACCAACAUCACCUCCUGGAGAUCACUUUCCGUCACCUAGAAGCCAUCAACAGGCUAUAUCCUGAUGCCAAACGUCACAUGCUGAUCGACUUUACGAAGAACACCCUAUUGGACUUUUGGAACGCCAGUGGGGAGGAAGCCCAGCUUUCCAUCUAUCAGACAAAUCGAGCUUGGCUGCAAUGCUUCAAUACGAAAAUAUCACUGCUGAUCCGAUUGGGUUUCCAGGCAAUGGAUGGCAGCUUCAUUCCUGAUGUGGAUCAGGAUUACUUUGAAGAUUAUGUCCAGUCGGCUGGGGAUAAUAUUUACGUAAAGAGUGCUGGACAGCAGGAGCAGCGGUCCAAACGGGAAACCAAUAGCAUGGACCAAUUGGCGGCUCAGCUAAACAUCAAUCCGUCGUCCGGCGAGGAUCUGCAGCCCAUUAACGCCCGCCAGUUCCAGCAGCAAUUCGAACAGGCAUUCGGCAACGUGCUCUUUGACGGGCCGACGUCCACAUCCAGCUCUACCGGAUGCGAGUUUGUCCAGCUUCAGCCAACAACUCCAUCGGGUGAGUGUAAGGGUGGCGGAUCAAUUCUAAACCAGAACCUGCUCGACUUGUACAGCAAAAUGCACUAACUGAUCAGUUAGAAAAUGUUGUAUUUCUUGUUCAGUUGUUUUUGUAAAAUAAUUUAUAAAAACGCCAUGAUUUGUAUAGUUCUUGUUUCUUUUUUUGUUUUUGUUUUCAUCGAAGAUAUUGUUGUGAUCAAAAAAAUAAAUCAACGUUAGAAUUUUGAGCUUGCGACUUGUGAAAUGUGUGUGGGAGGUGGGGAGUGGGGGGGUAUAGGGUUUAUGGUGCAGGGAAAAA
Drosophila ananassae is the source of this 1392-nucleotide messenger RNA. It is a transcript of the gene OSCP1, whose product is annotated as protein OSCP1. The record is from RefSeq and is a predicted model, not a curated record. Gene Ontology annotation, biological process: transport. The transcript has 2 exons. Gene Ontology annotation, cellular component: cytoplasm; plasma membrane. The coding region runs from base 192 to 1163 and encodes 323 amino acids. NCBI's taxonomy places the organism in Eukaryota, Metazoa, Arthropoda, Insecta, Diptera, Drosophilidae.